Messenger RNA from Penicillium verrucosum, 1719 nucleotides. RefSeq lists its product as uncharacterized. The transcript has 4 exons. Bases 1 to 1719 code for a protein of 572 amino acids. Lineage: Eukaryota; Fungi; Ascomycota; Eurotiomycetes; Eurotiales; Aspergillaceae. Gene Ontology annotation, molecular function: copper ion binding; oxidoreductase activity. The record is from RefSeq and is a predicted model, not a curated record.
AUGAAGUUCACCCUAGGAAGCCUGUCCCUCUGGCUUCUAUGCCUCGUCCAAUGGACAUCUGCGGCUACAGUGUUCUUUCCAGUCACCUUGACAUGGGGGAACCUAACUGUCGCAGGAGUAUCUAGGCCAGUGAUUUCGACGAAUGGCCAGUUUCCUGGUCCCCCGCUGCGGAUCAACCAAGGUGACAGUGUUGAGUUCCUCGUUGAUAACCGGUGUCCGUUCAAUACCACUAUCCACUUCCAUGGAAUUGAACAGCUGGGAACUCCUUGGUCUGAUGGAGUCCCGGGUGUCUCGCAGAGAUCCAUCAGACCAAACACUUCAUUCCUGUAUAGAUGGACAGCAACCGAGUACGGGGCAUACUGGUAUCAUGCGCAUCACCGUGGCUCUCUCGAGGAUGGUCUUUACGGACCAAUCUAUAUCACUCCUGCCCCCUCGGUGGAAAAGCCUUUCAGUCUUAUCACAACCAAUCCUGCUCAGUUGCAGGCUAUGAUCAACGCAGAGAGCGUGACCUCACCCGUCUUGCUUUCGGAGUGGCGUGUCCUCACAUCGGAAGAGAUCUGGGCUGCCCAGUUGGCCUCUGGUACAGACUCAUUCUGUGCCAAUGCUUUGCUUAUCAACGGCAAAGGGUCCAUCACCUGUCUGCCGCGUGCUGAGAUUGAUGCCCUGACAACAGACGUUCAGAAAACGAGCCUGGGUGAUGAUCUAAGAUUAACAGAUAUGGCAUGCUUCCCUCCCAACAUCACUGAAACAGUAUUCAAUUUCGCGCACAACUACGCUGCCAUCCCCCAACCAUGUUCGAAGGUUGCCUGGGAUCUCACCAGCACGGCCGGUUUACUAGAACUCACCUUCUCAAUCGACGAACAUGACAUGUGGGUCUACGCCAUCGACGGACGAUACAUCGAGCCCCAAAGAGUCAACGCAGUCACCAUCCCGAACUCAAAUCGCUACUCAGUGUUAAUCCCCCUCACCCAACCAGCAGGCGACUACACCGUACGCAUGGUCAGCGCCAGCAUAAACCAGAUCCUCAACACGACCGCCAUAAUGCGAUACCAAGGCCUACCCCAGAGAACCCGACCAUCCAACCCGUGGAUCCAAAUCAACAACGCAGCCGUCUCAGAAAACACCGUCUUCCUCAACGAGUCCAGUGUCAUCCCAUUCCCGGCACUGACCCCUUCAAACGAUAUAGCACAAACCUUCUUCCUGCACAUCAACCAAGUUGGAACCGCCUACCGCUGGAGACUCGGUAACACCAGCUUCGGCCUCGAGUUCGAGGAAGCACAGCCCCUGCUCUUCAACCAGAACUCCAUUCCCAGUGACUUGGUCAUCAGAACGAAGAAUAAUACCUGGAUCGACUUUAUUCUCCUAUCGGAUACUAUCUUGCAACCCCCGCAUCCGAUCCACAAGCACUCAAAUAAACAUUUCCUCAUCGGUCAGGGUAAUGGUACUUUCAAUUGGAAUUCGGUGGCGGAAGCCGUACAGGCUGUUCCUGGAAACUUUAAUCUGCAGACGCCGCAGUACCGUGAUACCUUCCAUACGCUUCCGGCUAUCACUGGUCUGACUUGGACGGCUAUUCGAUAUCAUGUUGUUAAUCCCGGGGCGUUCUUGAUGCAUUGUCAUAUUCAGGUUCAUCAGAGUGGUGGGAUGGUUUUGGCGAUGUUGGAUGGGGUUGAUGUUUGGCCUACUGUGCCUCCGGCGUAUGCGAUUGCUGCUGGGUUUUAG